AUGACUGAUAGCACAUUACUACCUUACUUACCUGACCUUGUUAUGCACCAAAUCAUCCAACGACUUCCUACCAAACCUGCAAUUCGCAUGAGUUGUCUUUCCAAGCAAUGGGAAGGUGUAUGGUCUGCACUCCGCAUAUUAGAGUUUGACGAGGGAAAUCAGCCACAUGAUGAUGAUGACGACGACGACGACGACAACCACACACAUGCAAAGUUCCUCAACAUCUUGGCAAGGUAUUUGGAAUUCCGUCAGAAGGACAAGCAGCAACCUCCCUUGGAUAAAUUCAGGCUUUGUAUGACGUACUUAGAUGCAGAUGAAGAUGCUAUCAUAGGAAAGUUGUUGAGUAAUUUAUUUGAGAGAAAUGUCAAGGACUUAGAUAUCAGCCUUAGAAGUAAACAUCAGAAGGUUGAAAGCUACUAUUGCUUACCCCGGACAGCCAUUAUUAAUGCAAAAUCUGUGACUACUCUAAAUUUGGAGCACUUGAGGAUAAAGGACAUUCACAACAUUCCUGAGCCUAUGUUGCCCUCUUUGAAAACUUUGUCGCUUAAAACCAUGCAAGUGAGUGGCCCGGCUCUCUUCUACUUAAUUUUGGGGUGUACUUCAGUUGAGCAUUUGUCAUUAACUUCAUGUUCUUUUGACCCCCCGGUGUUUCUCAUUUCAAGUUCUAGCCUCAAAUCAUUGGAAGUUAAGAAUUGCAAUUUGCAGCAUAUUCGAGUUGAUGAAGCUAUAAAUCUUGAAUCUUUUAUUCUUGUUUCUGAAUUUUCUACCCUCGAGGGUGUGCUCUUGGAUAAAUCUUUCAAGUUGAGUUCUAUGAAAAUCCGUGAUCAACACCUGAGUUACUUUGGUUUAUCUGAAUGCCAUGACAGCUUGGAGGCCACAAUCAAUACUCCAAAUCUGGUUCAUUUUCUGUUCCAGGGUUCUAUAAAGUCCAAAGUUUCUCUGUCAGCUCCCAAUUUACAAAUCGCUCACAUCCUACUUAAGAAAGAGUUUUCCACCUUCAAGGGGCCAUGGCAACAUUUUGAUAUUUUGAGGGACUUUCUUGAAGCAUUUAGUUGCUCCAAAAAUAUAACCUUCUUUAUACGUGAUUUCAAGGAUAUCAUCUUUCCAGCAGAUUUCAAAAGAACAUUUCAUCCACCAUUUCCUAGUGUUGAGGGUGUCAAGGUUGUGAUUUUGAAUCCUCCGACAAAGGAAACAGAGAGUUCUAAGUUGAAGGUCUCCUUGGUUUGGAUGGCCCCUUCUGCAGUGGAAAUUGAAUGUGAUUCCCUAUCUGAGCAUCGAGGAUUAAACAUGUAACUAGCUCUUACUAGAAAAUUAAGAUGACUGUGGUGCCAGAUUCUUCUUCCAAUUUGUUGGCAAACCAGAGCUUUGGAGCUUCCUUGUUCAGUUAUGUUUCGUGCUUUAUGUUUUGCUAGGGAUGUUGUAACGAUUUCAUACUCCAUGCUCUUCAGCUUCCAAAAGAUAUCUUGGGAGCUUAAAUUCUACAUGAUUGUCUAUUGCGUCCCCUCUUUUUUGUGAUUGUCUAUUGCAUUGUUGUUGGAAAUGGUUUGCCAUUUUGUCGGCAGCAAUUAUUAA
Molecule: messenger RNA, 1572 nt
Organism: Rosa rugosa (rugosa rose)
Lineage: Eukaryota; Viridiplantae; Streptophyta; Magnoliopsida; Rosales; Rosaceae
Product: F-box/LRR-repeat protein At3g03360-like
Exons: 2
Coding region: 1-1293 (430 amino acids)
Molecular function (GO): protein binding
Source: RefSeq, a predicted model, not a curated record